Molecule: messenger RNA, 406 nt
Organism: Misgurnus anguillicaudatus (oriental weatherfish)
Lineage: Eukaryota; Metazoa; Chordata; Actinopteri; Cypriniformes; Cobitidae
Source: RefSeq, a predicted model, not a curated record
UAAGUGUAUUUGAGAUCUGUGUGUUUUUGUGUGUUGAAAGGGGUGUACAUGUAUUUCAUAUCCAGUGAGGAGAAGAGUUGGUCUGACAGCAGGCAGUUCUGCAGGGAUCGUGGUCAAGAUCUGGUCAUUAUCAACACUGAAGAAGAGCAGAGAUACAUAUCUUUAAUCGCCAAGGACAGAGUGUGGAUUGGUUUGUCUGACAUAGCAGAGGAAGGAAAGAUGAAAUGGGUGGAUAAUACACCACUGGAUAAAGGGUUUUGGGACCAGGGUGAGCCGAAUGAUGAACUUGGAAAUGAGGACUGUGUUGAAAUCCUGAGUUCUUCAAAACCUAUCCUAAACAACUGGAAUGAUCUUCCAUGCGCACACACAAGAAAAUGGAUUUGUGAGAAUCUGUGAGAAUCAAUGU